Messenger RNA from Capsella rubella, 1688 nucleotides. Its product is annotated as nicotinamide adenine dinucleotide transporter 2, mitochondrial. Gene Ontology annotation, biological process: NAD transmembrane transport. The record is from RefSeq and is a predicted model, not a curated record. Gene Ontology annotation, molecular function: NAD transmembrane transporter activity. The transcript has 9 exons. NCBI's taxonomy places the organism in Eukaryota, Viridiplantae, Streptophyta, Magnoliopsida, Brassicales, Brassicaceae. Bases 413 to 1504 code for a protein of 363 amino acids.
UUUAGUCAAUCGAGCAGAGAGGCAAAAGUGUAUCUUGGGUUGUGUGUGUUGUUGCUGAUGAGUGACGUCAUCUCAAACCAAGUGUGACGACGCUUCCUCUUCUUCGAUCGGAAUCAAUCUUAUCAGAGUAUUAAUAUUAUUUCAAGGUCCCAUUUCUCUUUGUGGUUUUGGACUUGGGACCGCCUAAAUCGUACGCAACAAAGUCUCUUCCUUUACCCGUCUACACGUUCUUCAACCAAAUUUCAGUUUUUUCUACGGGUCGGGUCAAUGUCAAGAACGACGGGAACUCUAUAUAACCAUCGAUUCGCGCGGCCGAGUUUCUCAUCAUCUACUGCUGGAUCUCGUUUUCAUUUUUGAGUCAAAUUCCUUUGAAAAUUUCCCCCCAAAUUGAGUUGAUUCUAGGGUUCUUAAGAUGAUUGAACAUGGGAACUCAGCUUUUGAUUACCGGAGUAUUAGAGAGGUUGCUGCAAACGCCGGCGCAGGAGCCACCGCUGGUGCAAUCGCGGCGACUUUUGUUUGUCCAUUAGAUGUGAUCAAAACAAGGUUACAGGUUCUUGGUCUCCCUGAAGCUCCAGCCUCUGGUCAAAGAGGUGGAGUAAUCAUUACAAGUCUGAAGAAUAUAGUUAAGAAUGAAGGAAUUAGGGGAAUGUAUCGAGGGCUUUCACCUACCAUCAUAGCUCUUCUCCCAAACUGGGCUGUCUACUUCUCAGUUUAUGGAAAGCUUAAGGAUGUGCUGCAGUCAAGUGAUGGCAAGCUUAGUAUCGGGUCAAACAUGGUAGCUGCGGCUGGUGCUGGAGCUGCAACAUCUAUUGCAACUAAUCCGCUUUGGGUUGUCAAGACAAGAUUAAUGACGCAAGGAAUUAGGCCGGAUGUGGUACCUUAUAAAAGUGUAAUGUCUGCUUUUAGCAGGAUUUGUCAUGAAGAAGGAUUGCGAGGGCUGUACAGUGGCAUUUUACCUUCUUUGGCGGGAGUAAGCCAUGUCGCGAUCCAGUUUCCAGCUUAUGAAAAGAUCAAGCAAUACAUGGCCAACAUGGAUAAUACAUCUGUGGAGAAUCUGAGUCCUGGGAAUGUUGCUAUUGCCUCCUCAAUCGCGAAAGUGAUCGCCUCUGUGUUGACUUACCCACAUGAGGUAAUAAGGGCCAAGCUUCAAGAACAAGGGCAAAUGAGAAAUGCUGAGACUAAGUAUUCAGGAGUCAUUGAUUGCAUCACAAAGGUGUUUAGAAGCGAAGGGAUUCCUGGGUUAUACCGUGGAUGUGCCACUAACCUACUGAGGACAACUCCAUCAGCAGUUAUUACAUUUACAACAUAUGAGAUGAUGCUUAGAUUUUUCCGACAAGUUGUGCCACCAGAGGCUAAUUUGUCGGAGGAUUGCGAAAGAGAAGAACAAAGAAAGAGUUUAGUUAGUCGACGAGGAGAAGAAGAAGAUAAAGAUUUGGGUUUGAGAGAAUCACAAACUCAAUCUAAUAAGAUCAGCACUCCCCAUAUCCCUCUUGGAAGCAAAUAAUGCUUUUUCAGACUUGAACCAUGCUUCAUAGGUUUUUUUGUUUCAAUGCCAUGUUCGUAAUUUUUUCCCAUGCGGAAUCGAGUUGUAACCUUUUCUUGUCGUUCUAACAAAUGUGUAACCUAUCAAUAAAUACUUUUUGGCCCUUUUGAAUUUUGAUGAUCAGCGGGUAUUUGAAGAUGAUAUU